GAGAGGCAGAGAGAGGGCCGGCUAUAAAAAGGGCCCGCGCCACCCGCACCUCACACAUCGACAGCCGACAUGCGCGCGCUGACGUGGGCCUGGUGCGCCGCGACGGCCGCCGUGCUCCUGCACGCCGCCGAGUACGAGUUCGACAACGCGUUCUACAAUCAGCAGCUCCUGGACCAGGUGGACGACGCCCUCCGGCCGUGGCGCAGCGGCGACGGCGGUGCCGGCCUGGAGCAGGGCCGUGACCAGGGCGGACGCAGCCGACCCCGCUUCCGCCACAAGGGCGGCGUCCUGGUGGCGCGCUGGUUCCCGUCGCGGCGCGGGGAGCCCGCCCAGUACCAGUGGAGCUGGGAGGUGCCGCCGGGCGUCAACCAGACGGCUAAGCUGUGGUGGCGUCGCUACUACCCCUACAACUACUACAACCGGCGCUACUGCCGCUACGGCUACUGCCGACGUUAUCGGGGCCGCGGCGGCUACGGCUACGGUUACCGGCGGCGGGGUUACGGCGGCUACGGCGGCUACGGCUACCGAGGAAGAGGUUACGGCUACGGCGGCGGUGGCUAUGGCGGCUAUGGCGGCGGCUACGGCGGCGGCUCCGGCGGCUCCGGCGGCUAUGGAAACGGGUACGGGAGGAUGGGCUCCGCCUUCGACCGCAUGGUGCUCGCCGACGACGACGCGACCAAGACGACCACGGACAGGCCCGCCUCCAGCUCGACGGCCGCGCACCACCAGGAGGCACCACCGCAGGACAACGACCCGAACGCGGAUGUCGAGGACGUCAGCGUCAACAAGGACAUCGCCCAGCUGCCAGAGGCCACCGAUGAGCAGCUGGACGGCGUGGACGCGCACCCGGGGCACAUCCCCUUCCAAGAGCAGGUGUGCUGCGGCCGUCCCGUGGAGGCCACUUUGCUGCGACAGGACGCCCUGCGAGAGCAGUGCUACCUGCAGGUGUUCAACGAAACAGUCCACUCGCGCUUAGAGGAAGGGCAGAACUGGGACCACUUCAGCUGUGUCGCCGUCAAUGAAAUAAAGGAGAGUAUACGAUGCGUUCAUCAGUGCAUAUGGAAACUAAGAGAAACGUUCGACGAGGAUGAUGAGCAGGUAGUCUCGGUCAGCAAACUUCGAGGUUUCUUUCGUGACACCGAGUCGCAGCGAUGGCGGGCGGAGCUGAUGGACAGUGCCGCCGUGAAGUGCAUGGCUGAGUACCAGACGGAGAGUCGGGGGUCCUCGGAGACCAGCCGGUGCCCAGGCGCCCACCUUGAUCUCAGCUAUUGUCUUUGGGAGGAGCUACAGGCGAACUGUCCUGAACAAGAGUGGAACGUGAAAAGUCGGUAUUGCGACAGAGUGCGCGCCGUCAUCCGCUCGCGCCGAGGAGGUGCUUCCUAGGGCCAAAGGUCGUUGUUUGGGUCAGCCGAGGGCCAGACCCACCCAAAACAUAGAGUAGUGUAAUAAAACAAACUUAUUUUCUAUUA
Messenger RNA from Frankliniella occidentalis (western flower thrips), 1469 nucleotides. RefSeq lists its product as uncharacterized. The transcript is spliced from 11 exons. The record is from RefSeq and is a predicted model, not a curated record. Lineage: Eukaryota; Metazoa; Arthropoda; Insecta; Thysanoptera; Thripidae. The coding region runs from base 70 to 1383 and encodes 437 amino acids.